AUGACUUUUCUUUUCCGUCUCUUAGACGAGCGGAAGGAGCGGAGCGUUGCUGACGUAGGUCGGUCCACGCCGUCGGGGGGACAUACAAACCGAGACUUCCCCCGCUCCACAUACCUGUCCGUGUGGCAUGUGACAGUUCGCGAGCGUCUUUUUCACGCGAAGGACUAGAUAAGCUGGUCGGCAGGAAGGAGCUCCACCGACCGGUCGAGGGGUUAAAGAGCUCCCCGGUGGUUCCCGGUCUCCCGCCGCGACAGAGAUGGAGCGGCUGUGCGGACCAGACAACCCUUUCUGGGACGCCAGUCAGACGCUCAACACCGAACAGCCCGACCUGUCGGUAUGUUUUCAGCUCACUGUCCUGGCAUGGCUGCCGUGCAUCUACCUUUGGGCUGUGAGCCCCAUCUACCUCUUCUAUCUCAAGAGGAACAACAGAGGCUACAUCAUGAUGUCCAUUAUGAACAGGUUCAAAACGUGUUUGGGCCUGAUGUUAUGGAUCGUGUGCUGGACAGAUCUCUUCUACACAUUCCACGAACUGCGGCAGGGGCUCACCCAGCCACCCAUUUUCUUCGUCACCCCGCUGGUUCUCGGCAUGACCAUGCUAUUGGCCACAUUUCUGAUCCAGUUUGAGAGGUUACGCGGGGUUCAGUCCUCAGGGGUGCUCUUCAUCUUCUGGUUCCUGUCUGUGCUGUGUGCCAUUGUGCCUUUCCGCUCCAAGAUCCUGAGGGCCUCCAACCAGACUGCAUUUGAUAGCAAAGUGACUGACGGUGUAACCAAUAAAGCAACUGACACACUGCGAUUCACCACCUUCUACAUCUACUUCGCCCUGGUGGUCCUCGAGCUGAUCCUCUGCUGCUUCAACGAGAAGCCUCCUCUCUUCUCCAAUGUCGUCACAGACCCUAAUCCCUGCCCUGAAUCCACAGCAGGUUUUCUCUCCACCAUGACGUUCUGGUGGUUCACCAGUAUGGCCAUUAAAGGCUACAAAAUGCCUCUGGAGACCAAAGAUCUCUGGUCUCUGAAUGAACGUGACCGUUCCAAGGUGACGGUGCCCAAACUCCUCAAAGAGUGGGACAAGGAGCUGGCCAAAGCGAGGAGUGAACAGCAUCAGUUCAGCCCGGCUGUGUACUCCAAGGCCCCGCCGCUGACCACCAACCACAUCGGAGGAGAAGGUGAAAGUAGCCCGGAGGAAGUAGAGGUUUUGCUGUCAAAUCAGAAAGCAUCUCCCUACCAGCCAUCUUUCCUGCGAGCCCUCCUCAAAGCCUUUGGACCCUACUUUCUGAUUGGCUCAGCCUACAAACUCCUACAGGAUGUCAUUACCUUUGUCAACCCUCAGCUGCUCAGGAUGCUUAUCUCAUUCACCAAACAGAAGGGUGUCCCUGAUUGGUGGGGUUACUCGCUGGCCUUCCUUAUGUUCUUCACCGCCUUCCUGCAGACUCUUAUCCUCCACCAUCACUUUCAGUACUGUUUUGUCACCGGCAUGAAUGUACGCACAGCCAUCAUAGGAGCCAUCUACAGGAAGGCACUGGUGAUAACCAAUGCCGCCAAGCGUUCAGCUACGGUCGGAGAGAUAGUCAACCUGAUGUCUGUGGACGCACAGAGGUUCAUGGACCUCACCACAUUCCUCAACAUGUUGUGGUCUGCUCCUCUUCAGAUUAUGCUGGCACUAUAUUUCCUAUGGCAGAACCUGGGUCCGUCUGUGCUGGCUGGGGUGGCUGUCAUGAUCAUGCUGAUCCCUUUUAAUGCCGUCAUUGCCAUGAAGACACGAGCCUACCAGGUGGAGCAGAUGCAGUAUAAGGACUCUCGUAUCAAGCUGAUGAGUGAGAUCCUGAAUGGCAUUAAAGUCCUAAAGCUGUACGCCUGGGAGAACUCCUUUAAAGAAAAGGUCCUGGCCAUUCGGCAGAAAGAGCUCAACGUGCUGCGCAAGACAGCCUACCUUGGAGCGCUGUCCACCAUGGCCUGGACUAGCGCCCCAUUCCUGGUUGCCUUGACAACGUUUGCCGUGUAUGUGACCGUGGAUGAGAACAACAUCCUGGAUGCGGAGAAGGCCUUUGUGUCGCUCUCACUAUUUAACAUCCUCAGGUUUCCUCUCAACAUGCUUCCACAAGUCAUCAGCAGCAUAGUGCAGGCCAGUGUCUCACUGAAUCGAAUCCAAGGUUUCCUGAGUCAUGAUGAGCUGGACCCAAAUUCAGUAGACAGAAAGAACACAGCCACAGAUUUUUCAGUCACAGUUGUCAAUGGGAAGUUCACCUGGGCGAAAGAGGAUCCUCCUGUCCUGCACAAUAUUAACGUGAUGGUGCCGCAGGGCUCCCUGCUGGCAGUGGUGGGCCAUGUAGGCUGUGGGAAGUCUUCCCUGAUCGCUGCGCUGCUCGGUGAAGUGGAGAAACUGGAGGGAGAGGUUUCUAUUCGGGGAUCAGUGGCGUAUGUACCCCAACAGGCCUGGAUACAGAACGCCACCCUGCGGGACAAUAUCCUGUUCGGGAAGCCCUACAAUGAGCAGAAGUACCGCUGUGUUCUGGAAACCUGUGCCUUAACUCCUGACCUGGAAGUACUGCCUGGAGGAGAUAUGACUGAGAUCGGCGAGAAGGGCAUCAACCUCUCAGGUGGGCAGAGACAGAGGGUGAGUCUGGCUCGAGCUCUGUACAGCGAUGCUGAUGUCUACCUCCUGGACGACCCGCUGUCAGGUGACGCCCACGUUGCCAAACACAUCUUCGACAACCUCAUCGGUCCAGAGGGAGCGCUAAAGGGCAAGACCCGUAUCCUAGUGACACACGGCAUCAGCUUCCUGCCUCAGGUGGACAAUAUUAUGGUGAUGGUGGAGGGCAGGGUGUCGGAGAUGGGCUCCUACCAGGAGCUGCUCAAACAGAACGGAGCCUUCGCAGAGUUUCUCAGGAACUACGCCCUGGAGGACAUUGUAGAGGAGGAAGAGGCCACAGAGGAGUUAAUCGAAGAUGAGGAACUGUUCCCUGACGAUGCCCUCAGCAACCACACAGACAUGGUGGAUAAUGAGCCCAUGAUCAAUGAAGCCAAGAGAAAUUUCAUGAGGCAGAUCAGCAUCAUUUCGUCAGAGGGAGAGAAAACACGCUCAGUGAGGAGACAUGGCUGCAGUCAGAGGAAACACUCAGAAGAGAAGAAGAAACCACAUGAGUUGCAGAAACUCAUCCAGGCAGAGACCGCGGAAACAGGCAGGGUGAAAACAAAGGUGUAUCUGGAGUACGCCAAGGCGGUGGGACCUCUCCUGUCAGUGCUCAUCUGCUUCCUGUACGGCUGCCAGAGCGCAGCCGCCAUCGGAGCGAACAUCUGGCUCAGCCAGUGGACCAACGACGCCUCGAGAAAUCAGACUAAGGAGAAUGUUGAUAUGAGGGUGGGGGUGUACGCAGCACUGGGCAUUGCACAAGGUAUUCUGGUCAUGAUCUCUUCAUUCACACUAGCCAUGGGGAACAUCGGCGCAGCCAGGAAGCUGCACUUUAACCUGCUCACCAACAAACUUCACACGCCCCAGUCUUUCUUUGAUACCACGCCCAUAGGACGCGUCAUCAACCGCUUCUCCAAGGACAUCUUCGUCAUCGACGAGGCUCUCCCAGCCACCGUGCUCAUGUUCCUGGGCACCUUCUUCGUUUCUCUCUCCACCAUGAUUGUUAUCGUUUCCAGCACACCCAUCUUUGCCGUUGUCAUAGUGCCACUGGCUUUCACAUACAUCUUUGUGCAGAGAUUUUACGUUGCCACGUCUCGACAGCUAAAGCGUAUGGAGUCAGUCAGCCGCUCUCCCAUAUACUCCCAUUUCUCUGAGACCGUCACUGGAUCUAGUGUAAUCCGAGCCUAUGGCAGACACUCUGCCUUUGUUCUGAUGAGUGAUAUGAAAGUGGAUGAAAACCAAAAGAGUUACUACCCUGGUAUAGUGUCCAACAGGUGGCUUGGAGUGCGCAUUGAGUUCAUUGGAAACUGCAUAGUGUUGUUUGCUGCUCUGUUUGCUGUGACCGGAAAGGAGAAUCUGAACCCGGGACUCGUGGGUCUGUCAGUGUCCUACGCUCUUCAGGUGACCAUGUCUCUGAACUGGAUGGUGCGAAUGACUUCAGAUCUGGAGAACAACAUAGUGGCAGUGGAGAGAGUGAAGGAGUACUGUGAGACCAAGACGGAGGCCCCCUGGGAGGUGGAGGACAAGAAGCCCCCACCUGAAUGGCCCUCGGAGGGGAACGUGGAGUUCCAUGACUACAGCGUGCGGUACCGAGAGGGACUGGACCUGGUCCUGAAGAACCUCACACUGCACGUCAAAGGAGGAGAGAAGAUUGGUAUUGUGGGUCGCACAGGAGCUGGCAAGUCCUCCAUGACGCUCUGCCUCUUCCGACUGCUGGAAGCUGCAGCGGGAGAGAUCACCAUCGACGACGUGACGAUAUCUGAGAUAGGCCUGCAUGAUCUGAGGUCCAAACUCACCAUCAUUCCACAGGAGCCUGUGCUGUUCUCAGGCACACUGAAGAUGAACCUGGACCCCUUUGACAAGUACAGUGAUGAGGAGAUUUGGACGGCUCUGGAACUUUCUCACCUCCAAAGGUUUGUCAGCAACCAGCCGGCAAAACUGGAGCUAGAGUGUUCAGAGGGAGGAGAGAACCUCAGUGUGGGCCAGAGGCAGCUGGUGUGUUUGGCUCGAGCUCUCCUGAGGAAGACCAGGAUCCUCAUCCUGGAUGAAGCCACAGCUGCCAUCGACCUGGAGACAGACGAUCUCAUCCAGUCCACCAUCCGGACUCAAUUUGAAGACUGCACCGUCUUCACCAUCGCUCACAGACUCAACACAAUCAUGGAUUACACAAAAGUUCUGGUGUUGGACAAGGGACAGAUUGCAGAGUUUGACACUCCGACAAACCUCAUAUCACAGAGAGGAAUUUUCUACGGCAUGGCUAAAGACGCAGGACUGACACAGUAGAGGCGCCUUUUACCCCGACGUUCCAAACAGGGUUGAGGAUGAGCUCAGUUCAGUCCAACGCUGCAUUUCAAAGCCAACAGUGGAACUGAAGAGUACCGUUUAUGUGCACUUGGUAUUGUUUUCAGGGCAUUUACUGCUGGUUUGAAUUAAGCCUCAACUCCUUUGCAGACGUGGAUCAGUUAGCAGUUGCAAACAUUUGUAGUGUUUGUCUGAACACACAUCGGGACAUUUUCACGCUCCGCUGUGAUUGUCUUAAGUUCCUGGCACUGACUUUUUUGUCUGGGGCAGCACACGUCCCUUCUGAAACCCAAAUUGGAAAAAACAAGCCAUAUGUGUAAACACUAGUUGAUCCAAGUCUGCUCUUUAGUGCCUUCUGCCAGUGGGAUGAAGAAAGCCAGUGAAUGUAUCAUUUUCUAAUCGGCUGUCUGCUGCAAAAUAAAUGACGACAAAAAAGGAGGAACUUUUUUUAUUUUUACUUUUUCUACAAAGCAAAAAUACUGUGCCACUGUACUUUCCUCAUAACAAAGAAAAUACGCUUUUGUGAUAAACCCACUUAUUUUUGUACUGUACCAUUAUUUAAGCUACUUUUUAAAAGAACUGUUUCAUCUAGGGAAGUUUGCUCAGUUAAUUUUGUGAUUCUUUUGUGAACCAAAUCUAUUAAAACUUGAAUUCUGUACCACCAAAAUAUGAAUUAUGAUAAUGCCUUUAUUAAAAAAACAAAACAAAGGAAGAACAA
Plectropomus leopardus (leopard coralgrouper) is the source of this 5645-nucleotide messenger RNA. The record is from RefSeq and is a predicted model, not a curated record. Lineage: Eukaryota; Metazoa; Chordata; Actinopteri; Perciformes; Serranidae.